UUGAAAAUUUUAUGUGUCAAAUUGGUGGACCAUUUUGAGUCGAGAUAGUCGAAUUAAAUCACAACAGCUGUUUUUGAGUGAAAAUUUUUUUUUCUGCUGUUUCUUUUAUCUUAAAAACAGUUCCAGUCUUGAUUCAAAAUGAAUCCUGAUCUUUGUUUUGGGGAAAAUCCUACAACAACAACAACAACUACCACCACUGUGAUACAAUCUGAUGAACAAAAUGAUCAACCUUCUCCCGAACCAUCUCUUAUAAUUGAAUUAAAACAAUCAGAAAAAGAUAAAAGUGAAAAUGAUAAAAAAGUAAAAUUUACUGAAAAUACUAUCGAUAAUGAACAUUUGAAUCGAAAAAAAUCCAAAUGCUGUUGUAUAUAUGAAAAACCGAAAAUAUUUGGUGAUCCAUCUUCGUCAUCAUCCGAUUCUGAUUCUGAUAAUAAUGGUGAUGAUGAACCGGAUUGUUGUCCAAAUCAUUGUCAUGGUCCUAAACGUUAUCAUAAACAAGUUUAUAAAAAACAAAAUGGAAAAUCUAAUGACAAUAAUAAUGAUAAUGAUAAUAAGGAUUGAUUGAUUGAUUUGUAUUUUUUCUUCGCCUGAUUUUAUCACUUUAUCCUUACUUUACUUAACUGAUAUAUUUUCAUUUCAAUUUUAUCAGCCUUUUUUUCUUUUUCUGGUUUGUCUCAAAUU
Dermatophagoides pteronyssinus (European house dust mite) is the source of this 681-nucleotide messenger RNA. RefSeq lists its product as uncharacterized. Gene Ontology annotation, cellular component: nucleus. NCBI's taxonomy places the organism in Eukaryota, Metazoa, Arthropoda, Arachnida, Sarcoptiformes, Pyroglyphidae. Gene Ontology annotation, molecular function: protein serine/threonine phosphatase inhibitor activity; protein phosphatase 1 binding. The record is from RefSeq and is a predicted model, not a curated record.